GGAGAGAGGGGGCGGAGGACACCGUCUGAGACGGACAGAGAAAUAAAGAAAAAAGCCUGUGCGUGCUUUCGCAGGCGGAGUUUCGGUCUUGCGCACCGUUGGAAUUCACGAUCUCUGUGUAUUUUCCUCGGGGUUGCUUGAGGAGGCAGAAGGAGCGAGGACGCGCCGUCAGCGAGCAGAUGUUAUAGCCGGACUAUCCCUGUUUCCAGCCUGACAAUCGAGCAUAUCCUCUGUUAAAAUGUGGCAGCCUGCGUCCGAGCGAUUGCAGCAUUUACAGACCAUGCUGAAGACCAAACUCAACGUGCUGACGCUCCGCAAGGAGCCGCUGCCUACAGUGAUCUUUCAUGAGCCAGAAGACAUCGAGCUGUGCUCCGCCACACCUCACACCAAGAACCGCACACACACAGGAUACAAGGUGACCUACCUUGGCAAAGUGACGAUUUCCGGCACUCACUUCCUGUCCGGCUGCACCGAGUCUGCUGUGGUGGGAUUAUGGGACACAAAGCAGACGUCUGUCACCCACGACGACUCCAUCACCUCUAGCAACGCCAUACUGGAGAUCCGGCCGUUCCAGGUGCGACUGCAUCACCUGGAUGGGCGGGGGGACGCCACGGGGGCCAUGGACACCUUCCAGGUGGCGCGCAUCGCGUACUGCACGGCGGAUCACGACGUCAGCCCCAACGUCUUCGCCUGGAUCUACCGGCAAAUCAACGACGAUCUGACCUUCCAGAUGGACUGCCAUGUGGUGGAGUGUGAGAGCAAACUAGAGGCCAAAAAACUGGCGCACUCCAUGAUGGAAGCCUUUAAGAAAACCUUCCACAGCAUGCGCAGCGAUGGACGCAUCCACAAGAGCGGCUCGUCCGACGAGUUCCCCGAAGAGGCCAGCACACCCGACGACGGCUGAGAGACGGGACGGAGGCGGCGGGGGGUUGGGAACGGGGCGAGAGGGAGAACUGCUCGCAAUUUUUAUCUCUUUGUGCCAUAAUAGAAUAUUCUGAAAAUUAGCCACAACAAAAAGAGAACGGAAAUGGAAAUUCAAACCACAGACCAAGAAACUAGUCUGCCUUUUUCUGAUCUCGGCUGCCAGACAGUUUGUGCCCAUUUUCCUAAAGUGAAGAACUUAACAACAGCAGCUGGUUUUGAUAUGGUGUGUGUGAAGUGCCAAAACUUGUUACACAUUCAGUUCUUCUGCUUUCGUUUAGCCAAUCAAACUGGGAUUCCAAUCUGGAAUUCCUGAUGUGUGUGUGGAAAUCUUUUAUGCGUUUUUUUGUUUUUUGUUUUUUGAUACGCAGAGGUCGGAUAAAAAAAUAAAAAUAAAUAAAGAUUUUGUUAUUAAUGGCAGGCAGCCAGCCUAGGGCAUUUCUUUACCUUUAUCAGGCCAUAGAAGCGUAAUUACAGCGACCGUGCAUCUGUAUCUGCAUCUGUAUCUGAUUCUGUGUUUUUUUCUUUGUCUUUAAGAUGCCAAAAGUCAGUGUGCACACGUGUAGUCUAGAGCUUUUGAUUAACUAUGGAACAUGUUCUCUUCUACAAGCUAAGUGUGCUUGACUGUCCAGCUUAGUUCAGUUCAUUUAUGUGUGCAUGAGGUGUUUUCAACAGAAAAUACCAGCACCUGUGUUACAUGAGAUGUUGAAAGCGAGACGUUCCAGAUGCAUCUGUAUUUUAAAGGAAUAGUUCUCCCUGAAAUGAAAUUCUGUCACCAUUUACUCAUCCUUAUGCUGUUCCAAACCUAUAUGAGUUUCUUUUUCUGCUGAGCACAAAAGAAGAUAUUUUGAAGAAUGUUGCUAAACAAACAGUUCUGGUAGCCAUUGACUUCAUAGUAUAGGAAAAAAAAAAAUUAUGUAUGUAAGUGGCUACCGGCAGCUGUUUGAUAACCUACAUUCCUCAGAUUUCUUUCGUUUAUGUUGAAUAGAAGAAAGAAACUUGGCUUUUAAUUUCUGGGUGAACUGUCCCUUUAACUCAUGCUGAUUUCGCUUGAAGUUGCUCACAUGAAUUUUGGCACUUGCCAAGAGAAAGCUGCCUGUGUGAGCUGUGCUUCAUACAAUGCUACUAUAUUGACAAUGGAUUAUUUUUUCUUUCUACACAAUAUUUGGCUGAGAUCUCACUAUUGUGACUGUGCCAAUAGCUCACAUUGAUUCGAACAUGAACAGAAACUAGUGAUGGCUCACUUUCGAAACAAUCCUUCAUGAAGCUUGGUAACAAAUCUUGGUUAUGAGUCUUUUGUUUCGAAUCACUGGUUCAGAGCUUGUGUCAAACUCGGCAAGUUGUGAUUUCAUCAAACGAGGCUUUACGUCAAACUUUUUUUAAUACCUGAUUUCAAAGUGUACAGAUUCAGAUGCUGUUGAUCUCGGGUUAGUUUUGUAACAUUGGUUCGUUUGUAAUAUUUUUGUGUGUAUAAUACAAUACGAAAAAUAUACUUAAUUGCUUAUAAUUGAUCUAGUUUAAAAACAAAGACUCCAAAUUUUUAAAACACAAUUGUUAUAAAUUACAAAAAGGUGUCAUUAUGCAUGCUUGGGCUAAGUUUUUAUUGCAUUUAUGUAUUUUGACCAGUAGGUGGCGCCAGCAUGUGGUGUUUCCAGCACUUGAACCAGUGAAUCAUUUUACAAAGCAAUUGAUUCAGUUAAAUCCGAGCUUCAAAAGGCCUUGUUUCUCCCAUCACUAACAGAUCUUGUUUUUGGCCCUUUGUUUGCAUACAGGGUGGAUUUGGAGAGAGUUGUCUGAAUGGUUGUGCAGGGGAGGGAAAGAAUAAAAGCAUAGCUGCCCCAUAGAGUGCCUGUCUCUUUCCCCCACCUCCCAUGCUGAAUGUAUGAAGUCUCUUGUGCUGCAAGCGCUAUAUAUAUAUAUAUAUAUAUGUACUGGUACUGAAAGCCUUUUUUUGAUUAUUAUUAUUGUUUUAGAUUUUAUAUAUACAUUUGUAUUUGCUGGUUUAGAGUCCCUGUCAUGUCCAGCACGUGUGUAAUAUAAUGCAUGCGUGCGUGUGGCUCCACUCACCUGUGAAAACCCUGUUAGGGGACGAUGGAUCGUGGAGCAAAGCAAAUGAAUGAACAGACUCUAUGUUUUGAAUCGGAUGGUAUUUGAGAUUGGGAUUCUGUUGAAGUGCAUCUGGUUCCAAGAAGGCAGUGAGCAUUUAUAAAUGUAAAGAAAUAUAUAUAUAUAUAUAUAUAUGAAAGAUAUAUAUACAGUGUAUUUGAAACUCAUUCGAUAAGUUUUUUUUUUUUUUUAUACUGCAUUAAAUGUUUGAUAUUUUUAAUAAAGUGACAAGCACCAUUAAAAGAAUCAGUGUUAUGGCCAACUGUGAAUUAGGAUCCGGAGCGGAGGGCAGCCUUCAGCGUGACUGAUGAGUGUCUCGUUGUUGUUGUUGUUGUUAUUGUUUUUUAAUUUGUAAAACUGUAGAUGAACAUUCUCACUACAUGUCUUAAUGGCUCAGACUCGCUUUAAUGGUUUGAAAUGUUACCGUAAGUGUUUUUUAUGCUGUAUUUGCAAAGAUAAAAAAUAUACAGUCAUAUAUAAACUAUUUACCAAGCUAA
Messenger RNA from Carassius gibelio (silver crucian carp), 3524 nucleotides. Its product is annotated as PTB-containing, cubilin and LRP1-interacting protein. The record is from RefSeq and is a predicted model, not a curated record. Gene Ontology annotation, cellular component: cytoplasm. Lineage: Eukaryota; Metazoa; Chordata; Actinopteri; Cypriniformes; Cyprinidae. Bases 239 to 904 code for a protein of 221 amino acids. The transcript is spliced from 3 exons. Gene Ontology annotation, biological process: regulation of cell population proliferation; regulation of mitochondrial membrane potential; negative regulation of D-glucose import across plasma membrane.